This is a messenger RNA of [Torrubiella] hemipterigena, 1251 nucleotides long. NCBI's taxonomy places the organism in Eukaryota, Fungi, Ascomycota, Sordariomycetes, Hypocreales, Clavicipitaceae. The record is from the annotation of a GenBank genome assembly.
AUGUCCUCCUUCUCCUACUGGCCGUGUAUUCUUCUUGCUACUGCUUGCUGGCUUCUCAAGUACUACAAUGAGAUCAAAACCUGGCUCCGUCGCGCGGAGAAGAGCACGAAAAACUCUACAUCGUACUAUGUCAUUGAUGACAUCGACAAAUUGGCUAAAUCGCACGAGCUAGCUACUGCCCUCUCCAACUUGAUUCACAACGAUGGUGCCUCGUCUUGGCCCCCAGCAGCCAACCACCACGUUGACGAAUGGCCAGCAGCGCUGAGAGGCUAUAAGGCUAUUUAUUUCGCCCUGUCAGACUCAUUGUCGACAGCCAACCCGUCUCUGGACCAGGAUGUAAACAGGGUGACUAUUGACCACUUUCGAACCCGUUUUGACAAUCUCCUCCAGCAGCACGUGGACCUUGCUGACGUUUUGGAUGUAUUCGAUGAAGUGAAAAGCGAGAAGCAGGACAACUUGUCUCCUGCAAUUCGCAACGCAUUCUACUCUUGCAUUGCGUGGUGUCGCCAUGCCUACAGAUGGGGAGUUGUACCCGUUGUCAAGACUGCACAGGAAGAGACUGUCGUUGACUUGCCAAGGGAGCUUAUUGAGCCGUGGAAUCAUCUGCAGCGAUAUUACGGGUGUUCUUCGCAGAGCGGCAAUGUGAUGAGCGGAUUGAUUCUCAACUUUGAUGAUGAAGGGCGCCAUAUCUUCAAAGCCAACUGCGGGCUGUCCGAGACCAUUGUGUCCGCUGAGGAGCAGUUUGCACGCAUCUUUCGUGAUAUUGAACAAUCCGCCUUACCAAUUUAUCAUGACAUGGUCUCUGCCAUCAUCUGGUCUGCUAGCAAUCGACACGCGUGCAUUCACCACCUGUCUCGGAUUCAAGAGCAGCUGCGACCAUUAAUAAGCAUUUACUUUGACAGAAUGCACGACCAGAAAAUCGCCCGCUCGGCGUGGCUUUCUCACGUACAGGGCUUUCUGGCAUGGGGAGCUGGCUAUCGAGACGAGAAGACCGGCAAGUUGAUCAAAUUUGACGGACUGAGCGGAAACCAGAUUCUCUUGUUUCAGGCGAUGGAUGCCUUCCUCGGGAUGGAAUCCUAUCUGUCUAUCGAGAACUUGGAGCAGAAUGUGCCGUUUCGACAGCGUGAGCUCUGCAGGCUGCUUCGCAAGCAUAGUAUUCGCGAUAGGCUCGCCGAUGAGCUGGAUCCACAUAACGACAUCUUACAGGGCUUUGACCAAAUUGUCAAGCGAUUGAAGGCAUGUGAUCAGUAA